CUCUCUCUCACUCCCCCAUUGACCGGCUGUGGACUUGACUUGGAUUCGGAAUUGAAGGGGCAACAUCAUGGGUUUCUUCACCGGGUUUUGCAGCGGUUUCGCCCUCACCUCCUCCGUCCUCUACCUCGCCGUCCAAGCACACCGAUCCAACCGUCUCGAGCAGCGCCAGACCAUCCGCGAGCAGACCCGGGCUCUGAACUGGGUGGCUGAAUCCACCGGCGCAUAUGAUCGCCGGCUCCUCCCACGAGAAGACCUGCUGCUGAUGGAACAGAAGGCGACGCCUCCGGAACCGACCCUGCAAGAUCAUCUGAAGCAUCGCUGGAAUCAAGAGGUGGAGGGACUGGCGCGGAAGGCCCAUGAGAGUCGGUGGGAGGAUGCUCGUCAUACGGCUGCGAAGGGUUGGAACUCGGUGGUAAGGUUUGUUAAGUGGGAGUGAGGGAGCCUGUUCUGUGGCUGGCUACCUUGUGUGCGAGGUUCAUUGGAUUACGCGUGUGUGUAUGAGUACGUGUG
Molecule: messenger RNA, 510 nt
Organism: Aspergillus heteromorphus CBS 117.55
Lineage: Eukaryota; Fungi; Ascomycota; Eurotiomycetes; Eurotiales; Aspergillaceae
Product: MICOS complex subunit Mic12 family protein
Exons: 2
Coding region: 68-436 (122 amino acids)
Biological process (GO): cristae formation
Cellular component (GO): MICOS complex; mitochondrial crista junction
Source: RefSeq, a predicted model, not a curated record